Molecule: messenger RNA, 1196 nt
Organism: Bactrocera neohumeralis
Lineage: Eukaryota; Metazoa; Arthropoda; Insecta; Diptera; Tephritidae
Exons: 3
Coding region: 642-1196 (184 amino acids)
Source: RefSeq, a predicted model, not a curated record
CGCUGAGCAAAGUAUCGCUGCGGUUGCGGUAAAAACUUGAUUUCAUAUGCCGACAAACAUACGUACAUAGUAUGAUCUUACUCUGGAUCUUUCUGACUUCAAACUUAAAAGAAGAUUUCUAAAAAAAAAUCUUUUAAGUUUCCUACAAGGCGUUCUCUAUGCAUUAAAGAAACACGUCUGAAGAAACACAUCAGCAUUUUCAACCAAAUUAUUGUAGGCCUCUACUACGCCACUAAUUAAUCACCAAAAACUUUAUUUACUAAUAUUCCAUUUGUUUCGGUGAGAUGCUGUGAGUGCAACUGACCUUAACCAUUGACAAAAACAUAGUGCAGAAAUGUGUUUUCCCGUGAAGACAGAUGCCGUUAGUGCUUCAAUAAGCAUAUGCACAAGCCGUUGAAAAUGUGACUCAACAUUUUCGAAACGCUAAACCGCAUGAACAUUUGCGGCUGUUGCACACGCGGGACUCCAGUUCAAGGCGCCAGGCAACACAGUCAGUCCCUACAAAUGCGCAUGUCAUUGCGACUGCAACGUAUAAAUUCAAUUCACGCUCAACAAAGCUGGUAAUCUCAUUUUGCGUAGCGCGUCAAACGCAUUGUCUCCAGACAAUAAGAAGGUACACUGAAGAAAAAAUCCACAUCAAUAUGCAACAGCAACUUUUACUUGUUCUCAUCGCCAGCUUUGCUACAUGUCGGGCUGGCCUAUUGGCCUUGUCACCAGAAGAUUUCCAGCAAGCGGGUGACAUUAAAAUCGCCACCAUUGUGCAUAACGCACCCUCGGCCGUCUCGCACACCACAUUCACACGUGUGCAUAACCAUCGUGACAGCAGCCAGACCACGCUGCCACAACUCGCCAGCACAGCUGCCACACAAACGACGGAGGUGCAUCAGCCGAAGCCGUCCGUUGCCAGCCAACCCGUCUACACGUCGCAACAGUUGAGUGUCUUCCCAACGACAAUUAUAAAGCAUGAAUUGCCAAAAGCUCCGUUGCUAGACAGUGCUGCGGCUACAGCCGCAGCGGGCAACGGUGGAACGCCAAUCAUCAACUCAUUGACACAUACGCCGGCACAUUUGGCCUACUCUGCACGGCCCGUGGUGUAUCAGACGCUUCCGGAAAUAAAGCCGGUGCGAAAAAUUAGUUUUGAGGAAUCAGUGCCUAGUCCAAGGAAUAAGCAAUACUACGGUACCCAUAAGCAUUGA